UGAAGCAUAUUUUGACCCAUAUGACUCUGUAAGGCGUGGAGAGCCCACUGAAGUCACGUUUGUGUACACUGAACCUGCUGCUCCCGAUGCAUGUCCUGCGGGGCGCUGAAGCACAUCGUUGUUCCUCAGGCAGCGCGAGGGCCGGGCACAGGUUGAGUGCGGGUGCCAGGCCGUCACCCAACCCCGCGGCGAGAUCGUGCCCGCGCCAACACCCGCUGCCACCUCCACCACCCGGGGGGACCCGUCAUGGCCCCCUGACACCAGCAGGGGGACGAGUGCCACUCCCGCCCCUCGCACUCCAUCAUAACGUCCACAGUGCCCGCCCCGUGGAACACAUCUCCACAAACCGCGCUAAGUGGCCGCUGCGGUGCCCAGAUUUCUGCCCAGGAUCUGAAGGCCCUGACUCGUGGCACUCCAACGAGCUGUCAGGUUACUCCCGGUGAUCCUUCAUGCCCGUGGCAUUGAGGACGUCCCGCACAGCCCCCCGCAGCAGCCCGGAGUGCCAAGCGGUGCCUCCCGCCGCCUACAAGAUUUAUUGCUCAGGCGGCCCUGAGGGGGAGCCCAGUAAGAUUUAUGUUUGGACGCCGGCACUGGUUGAAAGGGUGAGCGAGCGUCUGGCUGACUGGCUACCGAGACGCGGGGAGGAGCCAACACGUGAGUGACCUGAGGUCGAGAUGGGCGAGCCGGGCCCGGGGCAAGGGUCAGUCCACCUGGUGAGUUGUGAGGGUCAGGACGCGAGCACCGCCGCGCCAGCGCACCUCGCCGCCAUGCAGAAGACGUGCUACGAGACCUACCCGGCCCAGCCUCCCGCCUUCAGCUCCUACUACGACAACGCCUUCAACAACGGCUACGCGUACGACCCCGCGGCGUGUGGACAGUACUACGACGAGUACGUAGAUUAUCGUGCGGCGUGUGGCCUGGCCUCCAACAUGAUGCCCCAGCAGCUGAUGAUGAGCCAGGGCACCCAGCAGGACUACAACUCGUUCGUGGCCUCGCAGCAGAUGGGCUACUACGAGUACGAUUCCUCCUUCGCCAGGGAGUACCCGGCCUGGGCGCGGGAGCAGCAGCAGCCCCGCACCAACGGCAAGAAGAGCCCUGACUCGCUGCUCACCACGGCCUGCUCAGCCCAGGUCACGGCGCUGCCCACCUCCCAGCAAUCGGUACAGUCCCCAUCACUCUCGUCGACACAGCCUUCCGUCAAGCCCGCCAGCCUCCAGCAGCCCCAGCCGCCUCAGGGUCAGCCGCCCACCGUGAUCACGCCGCCCAACCAGCUCACGCCCAUCAGCCUUCCCUCCGGUGCAGAUUACGGUGAGAGUGGCGAGGGGAGCGGCACCGGAGGGGUGGGGGGCCAGGGCCCCGGGGCGCCCGCCAAGCGUGCCCGCACCGCCUACACCUCGGCGCAGCUGGUGGAGCUCGAGAAGGAGUUCCACUACAACCGCUACCUCUGCCGGCCCCGGAGGAUCGAGAUGGCCGCGCACCUCAACCUCUCGGAGCGCCAGAUCAAGAUUUGGUUUCAGAACCGCCGCAUGAAGUACAAGAAGGAGCAGAAGGCCAAGGGCAGCAUGGACAAAGGUCCCAACUCACCCUGCGCCUCUCCCGUGACCUCCGUGCCCCCCAUGUCUCCCUCGAGUGACAUGGCCUCCAUGCCACCAACAUCCCAGUGCCAUGCAGGCGCCUGUCAUGGCCCGGGACUUUCCGGAGGGCAACACGGCCAGUUGCCACACCGCCUCCAGACGCCAAACCUGCAGGAGGCCCGCUUCUACCACCUGGCAAACUCCUAUGCGGGGCGUAAACAGCAUCUGGGGAACGCCAUGGCCGCGAUGCCGGGCCACCAUGGCCAAAUGUCACAGUUCAUGGGACCCCAAGGCUACUCACACUCUGCAGGCAUGUCUGAAGGGAUGUCCCUCGAGCUGUCCAGCCCACCAGGCCACCAGCAGCUGCAGCAGCACCACCAGGAACAACACCAACAUCACCAUCAGCAGCAGCAACAACAACAACAGCACCAGCAGCAACAACCCCAACAACAACAGCAGCAGCAGCAGCAGCAGCAACACCAAAGGCAACAGCAGCAGUCCGCAGCACCCCAGCAGCAGGACCGUCCCCACGACGUGCAUGCAAACCGUCCGUGCCCCCCGCCGCUCCAGGACUACUCUUCGUGUGUCCUCGCGCCGCUGCAGCCCCAAACCUCCCAGACUCGCUCUCCUCACAUGGCUCAGGAUGUCAAAAAGACGAUGGGGUGGGCCUCGCUGCCGCUCUUCACCCCCAGCACCACCGCCGCCAUCACCUGCCUGGCCAGCAGCUUUCCGUCGCCGCCCCACGACAACGAAGACAAGCUGGUGUCCCUCUGAGGCUCGGACACACACACACACACACACACACACACACACACACACAACCCUCGCUACACUCAGGUGACAAAUGUUCAGGACUUCUGCGUCUUCCAGCGUCUCAGCCGAAUCAAUGUUGUGAAGGACCUGCAAUCCUUAUUUAGCGAGUAGAGUAAGCAGUAUGAGGCAUGAGGUUCUAACAUGUGUGUAUAUAACGUUUGCUGACUUCCUCAUUUCAUUCUCUUAUCAAUAAAACAUGAAGUUGGUGAACCAUAAAGCCUUUCGUUUUACCACCUCCUCUGAGCAACAGCAACAGCAGCAGCGUGAGUAGGAGCAGAGGGAGCAGGGCUGGGAAAACAGAGGUGAACGCAGCAGCUGUCAGGAGAGAAGGGAAGCGUGGAGGCAGACAGGGCCGCCCCGAGGGUCCGUCAGCCAGCUCAGGGCCGCGACACUCCCUCAGUCCCCGAUAAAUACAUCAGUUACCCCCGAGGCCGGUGACGAGUCGCCGGGCCACAGAUGACAGCCAGUUGUAUUCAAAGGUUUACCGAGAGCUCGGCGUAAUGUGCGUAAUGCUCGCCCAUUCACAGAGCUUUCCCACAGUGCAUCGCCGAAGUUCAGAUAGUUUAGUAAAGAUGACAUGUUUGAACGCCCACUCAGCAUCCGAGACGAAGGUUUUCCGCGAACACGAACGGAUGAGGC
Molecule: messenger RNA, 3026 nt
Organism: Eriocheir sinensis (Chinese mitten crab)
Lineage: Eukaryota; Metazoa; Arthropoda; Malacostraca; Decapoda; Varunidae
Product: homeobox protein Hox-A3-like
Exons: 3
Coding region: 675-2348 (557 amino acids)
Biological process (GO): regulation of transcription by RNA polymerase II
Cellular component (GO): nucleus
Molecular function (GO): RNA polymerase II cis-regulatory region sequence-specific DNA binding; DNA-binding transcription factor activity, RNA polymerase II-specific
Source: RefSeq, a predicted model, not a curated record